Molecule: messenger RNA, 590 nt
Organism: Drosophila serrata
Lineage: Eukaryota; Metazoa; Arthropoda; Insecta; Diptera; Drosophilidae
Gene: Datp
Product: purine phosphoribosyltransferase family protein Apf
Biological process (GO): AMP biosynthetic process; ATP biosynthetic process
Molecular function (GO): bis(5'-nucleosyl)-tetraphosphatase (asymmetrical) activity
Source: RefSeq, a predicted model, not a curated record
ACAUACCAAAAUAUUAUUGUGCAGCACUGGUUAAACACCUGUUCCUGUGAAUUGAUAGUCAAAACAUGAAGAAAGCGGCGGGCUUUGUUAUUUUUCGUCGCCUUUGCGGUGAAAUACAAUACCUAUUACUAAAGGCAUCAUAUGGAGACUUUCACUGGAGUUCCCCCAAGGGCCAUGUCGACCCAGGAGAAGAUGAUUUUACCACUGCGCUCCGAGAGACCAAGGAGGAAGCCGGAUAUGAUGAAAAGGAUCUGAUCAUAUACAAGGACACUCCGCUGGAGCUGAAUUAUGAAGUGAAAGGCAAACCGAAAAUUGUCAUCUACUGGCUGGCGGAACUGCGAAAUCCUUGCCAGGAACCCAUUCUCUCCGAGGAGCACACAGCCCUCAAGUGGCUGCCCAAGGAAGCUGCCAAGGAGUGUGUGGGUUUUAAGGACAAUCAAGUGAUGAUCGAUCGGUUCCACAACAUGAUUGUGAAGCAAGACAAACCGGAGUAGAUUAUAAACACAAAAAAACGACUAUCAAAAUUGUAGUAGUGUUGCGAAACAUAGAAUAUGAAAUAAAUUAAUACCAGAAAAAUAUAAAUAAAAUAU